Molecule: messenger RNA, 7639 nt
Organism: Labrus mixtus (cuckoo wrasse)
Lineage: Eukaryota; Metazoa; Chordata; Actinopteri; Labriformes; Labridae
Product: junctional cadherin 5-associated protein-like
Exons: 4
Coding region: 244-4503 (1419 amino acids)
Biological process (GO): positive regulation of blood vessel endothelial cell proliferation involved in sprouting angiogenesis
Cellular component (GO): ruffle membrane; adherens junction
Source: RefSeq, a predicted model, not a curated record
CAGGCAGCCAGCAACCAGCGCGUCUCUGCCUACCAAUCGGCAUGCUCGGCUCAGGCUCUGUGCAGUGCUCUCAGUCUCAGCAGCUAAAAGCUGGGCGCAGGGGAACUGCGACGGCCGCGCCAAGCAUCAUCCCAGUGAUGGCCUCUGCCGAGCAACCGUGCUCCAGCUUCCACCAGCAGCACUGCGCAUAAGGCUAACACACCCACCUUUGCCCUCCUGCCCAGAAGUGAGAGAGACACCACCAUGUACAGUGUGGAGGACCUACUCAUUUCGCAUGGAUAUAAAUUGCCUAAAAGCGACCCUCCGUCUGCCACGCCUUAUGACAAGCGCCCUGCUGAUUGCCAGCGGGAACUUGUGGACAACAGGGCUGGCCGGGGGACUCUGAACGGGUAUGAGGCCGACCGGGGGACAUCAAUCACAGGAAUCUAUGGCAGCAGGCAGGCACUGGUGAAGGGUUACCCUGCCACUGACAACGAGAGUGGGGAAAGGAUCCUAAGGAGAAAAGAACUCGGCAUCGGUAUCCUAGGUGACGCUCAGCCCUUGGGUGAUUCUCUUGCCACAGAUAGUGGGUUCUACGAUGUUCCCAGUUUGACUUAUUCUGAGCCACUGAGUUAUGACGAGAGGGAUGUUUCCUACUGGCGGAGGCGAGGCCAGGACUUCAGCAUCCUCCUGGACUAUGCUGAUGGCAGGGAGCUGAGGGCCUCUGCUGGUGCAUGGAGGCCACAGGCCCUGAUUGCAGCAGAGGAACACAGAGCAGAGAGGCAAGCACAGCAGCUAUGGGAGGAAAUUUCCUGGCUCAGGGACCUGGACGCUGCCCCUGGUCAGCUGAGGGUGACAGGGGAGAGGAAGUGCCAGAGCCUUGGUACAGAGGAGUGGAGGCCUGCUGUGGGCCUGGGAAGGCAGUUGUCUGAUGGGGACGGGGAGCGGUGGGCUCAGGACCAUUACCGCCUGAGGACACCAGAGGGUUUUUUUCACCCAAGAACUAAAGCAAAGUCGCAGUCUCUCCCCAGAGUUUUGUCACCUGAUCGUUCUAGCUGCAGAGAUCUCAUUCCAUCAAGGCCAAGCCUUCCUGAUAGACAACAGAGACUAAACAGCACUGUCUUCUCUGGGCCCUAUAGUAGGUAUAUCUAUAGUGGUGCUGUUGUAAGGGACCGAUGGGGUAGGAAUUCUGGGCCAAGCAGCCAUGUUGCACUUUUAACAAAGCCCAGGUUCAGCAGGCCUUUGAAGCCUCCAUCAUAUGAGACUCACCAGCAGAAUAGGGGUAGCGCAGAAAUGCUUGCUAUAGAGCAGGGUGCCAAACAAAAGGACAGGUCUAUCUAUUUUCCAAGGGGAGGGGAGCUGAGACAUGACUAUUUCGCACAACACUCUGCCAUCACUGGAAUGGAGCCCCCUGGAUACAUCCCACCCCCUUCUUAUAGAAGAGCUCCACCCCCGAGAUCAGUUUCCUUCAAUCGCAACGAAAUGGCAAACUUGAGAUGGAGGGCAGAAGCUCUGCAUAUGCCAAUGUCAGAUCCUGGUAGGUGGUUAUCCAGACAGUCAAGUAGCUCAUGGUUGGAACAUUAUGGGGAACGUGUUGCAUCCUAUCGAAAACAGGUACACUCCGGACAUGAAGAACAACCAAUUCAAGCCCGUCAAUUACCCGCUGAAGAACCAAGAGUGAAGCAAAUCUCAGGAGGGCCUAGCGGAACAUCUCUCACUGACUCAGACAAAAUACGAAACAUCAACAAAGAGAUCCCAGCCGCUAAGAUUUUAGGACAAUCUACACAUGAUAGUGCCUUUCCUCCCCAGCAGGGGCCAGCUCUCAAUACUGAAACACGCAAAACAGCGCUCAAUGACAAUGACAGCAGUAAUCGAUGGUGCACCAGGGGAUUAAACAAAAAGAGUGACAGUGUAGCUCCUGAACAAAGCCAACAACGAAGCCAGUUUUUCCCUUCAUCAAUCCUGGGUAAACCGCCACCUCCCCCGUGCAAGCCGGCCGACCAGGGUGUCUCUGAAACUGUGACAGAAGUGAAAAAGGUCGAGCAACCUGAACCACCAGAGAAGGACAAAACCAAGAACCUGAAAAAAAGACUUAGUGAGACAAUUUUUUGUUUGGUGUCCGUGCCUGUUACUCCGCAGCUUACUGGAACAAUCCGUGAUCAGAAUAACAACAAUGAGAAGUCACCGGACCCUGCCGACAGUCCCAGUGAUAACAAAACUGGCCAUUUAACAAACCAAAGUCUCCAAAGCACAUCUUCAGCUGAGGCUGAGCUGCAAGCACUAACUGGUAGCAUAGCGAGCAGCAAAACGAGCAGUCGAGCGAGCAGCAAAAUGUUUAAAAGAGUCCCCUGUCGACCCCCUAAGAUUAACCAUUACAAGGAGAUGAAACUGUCAGGAACCUGGCCUGCAAACCAGUAUCGAGACCAGGAGACACAAACUAGCCCAGAGGCCCAAAAAACUGGCCCUGAGAACAAGGAAGCACAACAAGAUCCUGUCCCCCCCGGCACUGAAGUUCCUCCUGAUAGCAGUGGUGCAGUGGGCACUGCCUUCAGUUUUCCGAUAAAGGGAGUGAAGAGCCUGAAACUCUCGAGCAACAGCGCCUUCUCCCUUACAUCCACCUUCUCCAACCAGCUGAACAAGAGCACAGCUCCGCAGCCAGCAGUCCCACCCUCAGGAAAUUCGGAGGAGAGCAAACCAGCAGCAAACGGUGGGCAGGACGGCUUUGAACAGUUCUUGCUGAGACCAGCCAGCCAGCGACCUUGGGAUGCCGUUAAAGAGCUGGAGACCAUCCAAAAAGAAGUUCAGGACCAACAGCAGCAGAGCAGCAAACAGCCCAGCGUAGAUAAGUGCAUAGAGGACCUAAACGAGGCCUACAAAGACAUCUUGGAGCUAGGCACUGCCAGCAAUAAAGUCCCAGAUGGUUCUGUUCAAAUCCCCGAGCGUAUAAAGAUCCGAUUGACAUCUGAACCUCUUAAUAAGCCCAGCAGCCUGAGGCGCAGUGCGGUUAGUUGGUCGGUCGACCCAGAAUACAGGGAAGUCAAGAGCGCCUUCUCCAGGCCUGCAACAAAGUCGGUAACCUUCAGCAAGCAGCUUAGGGAGGAGCUCCCUGUCCCACCUCGGGAGACAGGCUUCAGAGAAUACAGGGUAAUCUCGCAUCUUUCGCGCAGACGCAGCAAUGACGGCAGGACAGUAAAACUAGACCUGCCAGACGAGCCUAUUGAGACACCACUCAGUGACUUCAGUCCAACGACGCACACUGCAGCAGCUGAAGUGCCAUGGGCGGAUAGACAGCCCAUGCAGGAUGCCUCCACACUCACUAGUCCUCCAGAUUACGAGGACAUAUGCCAGACUUUGCGCCAGACCAGAGACCCUGCAGAUGCCAACAAAGUGUCCACAGGCAAUCUGAAACCUAAUGACGCAGAGUCUCUUCAAGAUCUUAGUGUGGAAUCGGACGAGGAUUGUCCCAUUUGUAAAAGAGAGCUUGAGAAUCAGAUGAGACAGGGCCCGUUGCCUCCACUUCACGAGGAGAACAGCUCGGACAGUUCGGCCAAUCAAAACGCCAGUCCACCGCAACGUGCUGCUUUAGAAAGUCCAGCGGAGGAUACAAAAUCAGAGGACCCGAACGACUCAAGCUCGGAUCAGGUGGGGUCUGAUGUAACAAGAGAACAGCCUUCAUUGAGACAGGACAAUGAGGAAGGAGAAGAAAAAACAAACAAUGCUGUGGCAGAAAACUUGAAUAAUUUGUGCUCAAAUAAUCCCACUGAGAGCACACUAGCCGUUGGAGCUACAGAGCAGAUUGCAUCGAAAAUGUUAGCAACUGAUGUGCCUGCAGACCCCAAAGUCACAGAAGAACAGAGUGCAGGUGAAGCACUCACUAUGGAAGUAGAAUUAGUACAGAAAGACGUCGUUACAGCUGAAACAGCAGAAGGCAGUGCAGACAAACAGACAGCUGAAAUGAAAAAUGAGGGUGAGGGACAAGAUGCUUCUAAUGAUAAACAGGAGCAAGAGAAGAAGCCAUUUGCUGUCCCAGAGCAUAGACUCGGUCUACGGACUCAUCUGGGGCGAGACCACCCAGGGUUACCAGAGUUUCCACCAGAUAGACUGCCACUCUCCGUUCCGCCAAACCUAGACCGCAGGCUGUCUUUAAGUUUGGAAGGGGAGAAAAGGAGCAAGGGCCCCUCCCACCGGAUUGAAGCAUUGCAGAAUAAGCUUGCCAUUUCUCCAGGUCGAGUGGCAGUCGAACGCCUGGCUCGGAUGAGGGAGGUGGACGUCAUGUAUCGUAUGAGGCGCCUUAGCAUCAGGAGCAAUGACUCUGGGGAUGGGGAGGGGGAGGGCGGUGCAGAGGCAGAGGGGGAGGGCAAGGACGAACAAACAGAGGAGCUCCAUCCUGCUCCUCAAAGAGACAAGGAUAACAUUCAAGAGGUCACCCAAUCACAGCAGGUCUCUGAGGAGAAAAAAUUGCAAGAUGAGGCGGAGUCAUCUCUCUCAGAACACCAUGAUCCCAGCCAAGUGGAGAUAGAGUAGAAAGACUGCGUCAAUCAUCUCCAUCAGAGGUUUUUAGCUCCAACACUGUGACCUGGCUGCCUACUAGAAUGCCUUCAUCUCAUCUUGACACUGAAAUGGCCUUCUUGUCCGACAAGAGCAUUGUGUACACCCUCACCCUUGGCGCUGCGUUGACUUCUAAGAGUGCUGUUCCACUGCCAAAGGGAGGUGCCCUUUUAACUUGUGGGGGCAACUUCCACCCCAAGUCCGUCCCCAGCCUACCCAAACUGACUCCCCACUACCCCAUCUAUCCUCCAUCCCCAAGCCCAUCCUCUUUAAGGGUUUCUACUAUUAGUCUUCUUGUAGCGGCUUGUCCUUUCUAUUCUAUCCUCCCUAUGCUUUUCUCAUUAGCAGACAUUAUGCAAUUCUGUCGUGCAUACUAAACUUUGAAAAGGUCCAUAGUGAAUACAGUCGAGGGAGUUUUUUUUUUGCAAAAUGAACAAAUCAGUUUGUUUAUGGGCAAACUGUAAAGGAUAUGAAUGUAAGCAUUUAUGUUUAACCUAAUGUAGACAUAGAAAGGUUAUUGUCACAAACCUGUUCUGUUGCAUUUAAACUACACCAAAAUAAACUUUGUAUCUGAUUGUCGUGGUGAGGCGACAGCUGUUUUAGAACUGGACAUCACUGUCACUGGCUUAAGAACUGUUUUGAUUUUCAGAUGAGAUUAAUCAGCCUUUCUUUUUUAAGAUUAAAUGACAUUGUGCCCUGACUCAUUGCUUUUGUACACUCCGCAACCAUAACCCAUAUAGCUCUUCAAUGAAGAGCAAGUCUGCACCACUCGAACAUGAUAGAUCAGUAACCUACUGUACGAUACAUUGGUUCUACGCUGGAGAGGGAGAGUCGCCUUCUUAAAGUACGUUAGUCCCCAGAUCAAUCCGAUGUAUAGCUCCCAUUUCCAGGUAAUUUCAGGAAGCAAUAAAGGCGCAGAUUGAGUUGAAGAGGCGGUCGGCAACUUUGAUUAAAAAUUAAAAGAUAAAUAUUGAGAUAUAGAACAAAAAAAGAUACGUAGAGCAAUAUUGUUGUACAAACAGCUAAGUGGUGUAGUGGAGCUACCUGUAGGAACCAUUUUCAGGAGUUUUAAUGUGACGUGUCAUUCAAAUCAUAUUACAGGGAUAUGGAAUCGUGUCAGGGUAUAUGGGCGCUUAACAGGGGUGGGUGCUUUUCUUCAUGAUAUACUGUAUAUCUAUGUUCAUACAUCUGUAUCGCAAAGAGACAUUUCACUGAAUAUUUAUUUUUGUUAUCAUCGAAUUGUUAAUCAGUUUGCAUACUGUACAAAAUAAAGUAUAUUUUAAAUAUUUUAAGAGAUAUUUUGUAUUUAACCAUGAAAUUUUAUUUCUCCACACUUAAAGUAUCAUACGUCUGUAAAGUAUCAUAUUGAGAGUACGCAUACUUUUCUAGUGCUUUAAAAUCUUGCAGAGUGAUUCAAGAAGGGAUGGCCCUGUGGUGUGCCUUGAUCACACAAUUCGGUUUCAGUAACAGAUAGGGUUCAUCGUAGCCUGGGUAGACGUGAUGGGAACUUUUUGAUUGUGCCAUGAUUUCCAAUUGAUAGUGCUUUUUUUCCAUAUGCUAACAGAGUCAAUGUUUGCUCUCCAUGUUGUACUCAAUACAUCAAUUCAUUCCAGCUGUAUUUCCUAUGUUGGUGGUCAAAUGUGACCUGUGUCCUAUUUAUGUCUUUGUAUGUCUUCCAAUUCAAAUCAUGUGUUGUUCUGUUGUUGGUUCCUUGAAACAUGAUUAGAAAUAAAAUUGGGAUUUUUUUUCUUUUGCUUCCACCCUUCUUUUCUUCUAUCUAUCUUUUCCUGCUUCCUCUUUUCUUCUGCCUUUCAUUUAACAGUGCGUCAAUGUUUUGGAAAAAAAAAAUGUGUUCUGCUGUCCCUAACACUUAUUGCACUAAAGGAUACAAUGCAGUAUGCUUGUUGUUGGCUAAAAAACAUGUAUGUGCAAAAGUAUGAAAAAAAAGUUUUUCUUUCAAAUACAGGGUUUUUUAAUAAAUCUUAAAUCAAAACAUAAAACGUGAUAUAAAAAAAAAAGUUAUUUUGGAUAAAACAAGUUUGCGGUUACGUGUUUUUUCCCCACAAUAGCAGCACUGCAUUGAUGAAAAGUAUAUACAAAAGAUUUGUAGGAAUCUUUCACUCAUCAAGUAUCACUUACUGUUAUGUAGCAUUUUACAGUUGUAGCAUUUGAUCAACUCAGAACUCUGUCUUAGCAUUUCAAACAUUUCUUGUAAAUUUUGAAAAAAAUCAUGUCGCCUUAUUCUGUGUGCAUUACAUUACACUCCAGGCAAUGCCAAAUACUAAGAUACUAAGCACUGUUUCAUACCUUAGGUUUUUACAAACAACUUACUGUUUCUGCCAUGUCUCUGGCUGGAGAGGUACAGUAGCAUUGUGGAUAGUUUCCGCUCUUCAUGCUGGUUUUCUGUAGGAACAUUGAAUCAAAACUGUGAACUUCACAUAAACUAAAAGCUUACUCUUAAAAGUACAGCGAGAUUCAGUGUUUAAAGACGAACCCAUUGUCAGCAUCACAGGGAGGACAAGCUGGCACGCCCAUAAUUACUAACACAUCUCAUUUUCAAUUCAUUAUAAAGACCGAAAGGCCUCGCCUUGGUCUUGUGUGUAAACUGCCCCUGACAACAUUUAAUUACCUAUUUCAGUACAUAUGCCCCCCAAAUAAUUGGCAUGUCAGGUACACUUGAACAUUGUGUCAUUUGACUUUUUGUACUGCAGGUUACGUGCAACAUGAAGUAAUUAUGCACACUUGUAAUAUUUUCUAUUUUCAUAUGAGAUUUAAGUGCUUUUUGUACUCACUGACAUCUUUUUUUCUUCCUUGCAUGAAAUGCGAGAGAAAGGAGGAAAAAAAAUGUUUUUCAUAAAGUAUAUUUGCAUUUGGUACUCCAAUAGUAAAAACCGGUGGGCAAAACAUUAUGUUUCAUAAUUUAAUUUACAAGACUAUGCCAAGUAUUUAAAUGCUAUUUUUAGAGUAAAUCAAAAGAGAACUCAUUCAUUUUCUUUCUUUAAAACAUGCCUUUAUCUUUGUAUCUAUAAAUAUGAGCAUAAUCCAUAGUCAUGAUUGUGCUACUGUUGUAUGAUACUGCAGUCUGAUUCAUAAAUAAACUCUUUGCAUGAAA